AUGUUUCCACCUACAGCAGCGGAGGCGACUCGUGAAUGUACUAGUACACGCACCGUCACAAUAGCGGCAGGCUGUGGCACCGUUGGGGCUUUAACCACUGCGACCAGCUACCCGCUCAACACCGCCAAAUUAAUCAGUGUCACAUCAUCCGCUGCCACUGCGGUUGCCAUCGCCAUCGCCAUCGCCAGCACCAGCGCAACAACUUCGCCCGUGACAAGCGGCACAACAGGUCUUGCAGCAGUCCCAUGCAACAUGACCGGCGCCAAUUCAAAUCUUGCAUACACCUCAACAGCAAACUCGUCGAAAAACUACACCUUUGCCAUUGAAUGCUUCGCCGACUACCCGAACCACAUAGCAGCUUUUGACGGCAAUAACAUGGUGUUCGAUGUGUAA
Messenger RNA from Baudoinia panamericana UAMH 10762, 393 nucleotides. RefSeq lists its product as uncharacterized. The coding region runs from base 1 to 393 and encodes 130 amino acids. The record is from RefSeq and is a predicted model, not a curated record. Lineage: Eukaryota; Fungi; Ascomycota; Dothideomycetes; Mycosphaerellales; Teratosphaeriaceae. The transcript has a single exon.